GCCGUUUGUUUGGCCGUAGAUCCAUUUUCUUUGCAUCCUGGAAGCUGCCAGGUGAAAGUACUUAGUUAUAGAAACAGAAGUUAAAAUGCCUAUCUUCAAACAUCCAGAGUAUCCUGAAGAAAUAUUGCUUCAUUUGGAAGGCCUGGUGCCUUGUCGAGAAACUCAAGUCUCCACCUUAUUGUCAAUCUUUGGAGAGCGUCAGCAUUUUAGCUUUCCAUCCCUUUUCAUCUAUGGACACACAUCGAGUGGGAAAACUUAUGUGAUGCAGACUCUUCUGAAAACCUUAGAGCUACCCCAUGUGUUUGUGAAUUGUAUCGAAUGUUUUACUUCAAGACUGCUCCUAGAAGAAAUUUUGAGACAGCUGCAGUGCCUUUCCAUCAAGGAAAAUGAUGUUCCAUUUGUUUCCUGUGACACAUUCAAUGACUUUGUACGUUUAUUUAAACGGACAACUGUGGCACCUGAUCUACAGAAUCAAACUAUAUAUAUUGUUUUGGAUAAUGCAGAGAAUCUAAGAGAAAUUGAAGCAAACAUUCUUCCAGGUUUCCUUAGAUUACAAGAGCUAACAGAGAGAAAUGUGACCGUGGUUCUUCUGAGUGAAAUUGUGUGGGAGCUUCUUCGUCCAGCUACAGGAUGCCUUGAGCCAUUACCAAUAUAUUUUCCAGACUACAGCAUAGGGCAUCUACAGAAGAUUCUAUCCCAUGACCAUCCUCCAGAGUAUUCUUUUGAUUUUUAUGCUGCAUAUAUAAAUAUUCUACUUGGUGUCUUCUAUCCUGUCUGCAGGGACCUAAAGGAACUCCGACAUCUGGCAGCACUCAAUUUUUCGAAAUACUGUGAGCCCGUGGUUCAAGGAGAAGCAAAUGAACGUGACACACGCCGACUUUGGAAAAAUAUUGAGUCCCACUUGAAGAGAGCUAUGCAGACUGUUUAUCUGCGAGAAAUAUCAAGCUCCCAGUGGGAACAAUUGCAGCAAGAUAAUGGAGAACCAGGACAACUAAAAGGACUUUCAGCCCAUGCUCAUGUAGAACUUCCAUAUUAUUCCAAGUUCCUUUUAAUUGCUGCUUACCUUGCUUCUUACAAUCCUGCCAGGACAGAUAAAAGGUUCUUUGUUAAGCAUCAUGGAAAAAUCAGGAAGAAAAACUUUCAGAAAAAACAUGAAAAGACCAGCAAUCACCUUCUUGGACCAAAGCCAUUCCCGCUGGACAGAUUGUUGGCAAUAUUAUACAGCAUUGUUGACAGCAGAGUUGCUCCAACUGCUAAUAUCUUUUCCCAGCAACACAAUGAAGUCUAAAGUGUGUCCAUAAACAGAAGCCCAAUAUGUGCCCAUGCCCAUGCACAAAGAGCUGCCUUGGAGCUAUUUCUGUGGUGCUGUCCCGCAUUACUCUGUGUUCCUAUGCACGUGUGUGGCGGGCGGGGGGAGAGACUAUACCAGGGUGAUGCUUGUGAAGACUAGUGCGUGGGUCUUCCAACCCAGUUCCCACCCUAGCAGGAGUGAGGAUAGGAUAGAUAAAACUCAUGUUAGAAACCCUAUUGAUAGUGUUUGCUGUGUGCUAGAAACCACAUAGAUAGGGUGGUGGUGGUGGUAGGGAAUAGUAGCUGGAGAAGUCAUAUUUAAUGGCAUACUUUAGAUGGGAAUGUGGCAUGUCACACAAGUAUCCUGACUCUGCAGUGAACAAGACUCCUUGUUUACAAGGCUGUUUUGCUUCAUAUAUUGUCAGAAAUGAUUUUAAUUGAAUGGCUUUAGGUAAUAUUUUAUUGUAAUCACAGGUAAAUAAAAUAUGAUUGCAAUUGUUUCACAAACUUCUUGUGAAGGUGCUAUAUACCCAUUAAGGAUUAUAUUUGAAUCUGUUUUCACCAUGCAUUCUCUAGAAAUACUGGAUCAGUUUCAGGUUGGUGUUUAUUAAAUUCCAGCUGAGAAUGAUAAUCACUAGCAAAGGAUGACUGUGUGUGCCAGCAGAUAUCAUUGAUAGAUGUUUAGAUUGUCUCAUAUCUCUGCUGUGUUUCUCUCAUGCAGAAUUCUCCUCAUUAGUCUUAUUCUUCUUGAAAGAUUUUCUUCACUAGUAGAAUAAUAAGAAACAGAUUUUUAAUUCAUUCCCAAUUCUAAGAUCUAGUGUAGUUCAAGUUAAAGCUUCAAGAUGUCAGUUAUCAUUUAUUUCCUCAAGACUCAGUAAAUGAACUUUGAGGUUCAAAGAGUUAAAAUGUAAUUUGUUUAGUUUGUACAUAUUCAGCCAUCUGUGGCUGCCAAAAAGCAUUUCACAGACUGUUUGGUAGAACUGAAGCAGUUUAGACAUGAAGGUGCAACUUCCAGUUCAGUGUUUAAGAUUGUCCCUUUUAAAUUUUCAUCUGUCUUUGGUGCCCAUCCAAAAUCACUUUAAAUAGUAACAGUAAAAGAAGUGCUCUUCACAUGUUUUUGCAAUACUAUAUUGACCUUACAGGAUUGCAAGUACAUGAUGCAUAUCCUUCGCAAACAUAGUUCUUUGUUCUUCCUGCAACUGGCUUUCCCCUUCCCCACAUCCAAUUUUGAAGAUGUGGUGGAAGUCACACUCCUGUUUAUCAUUUGGCAUUCUCUGUGCUGGUAUACUGCUUCUGUAAUGAGGUAAACACCAUGCCCCAGCUUUUGACUGUUAAGUGCAAAAUUCUGCCAUUUUCCAAAUUUUCAAAUAAAUGACAUGCCCUGAGCCACAUAUGCAGCAUCUAUCGAGGCUCUAGCUCAUUGGGAUAUCCCCUAGCCAUUUGAAUGCUUUGAUCAUUGGAGAGUGAACAAGUGAUGCUUUUACUUCAUACUGAUACAAAUCAAUGAAACUUGCACGCUGGAAGAUAAGAUGGACGUUUCUAACCACAACUGGAAAUGGCCUGCUCCUGUUGGGACUCCCAUAGCCUAGCAUUCUAAUGUCUAUAGUUGGGUUUGCUCUAUACCACUAAACAUAAAUCUAGGUUUCUUUUUGAGUACUAGAAGUAAACAGAGCUUUACAGUAUAAUUUGGGAAAGCAAAGAAUAGAGUACAGGGACUAAUAGAAGGUGGGCCUGUAUUUUGGUAAAUCUCCAGGUAUUCAGCAAGAUUCUGACUUCCAAUUGUUUAACAAUAGCAGCAACGAAAUUAGUCUUCUCUAUGCAAGACUAGUUUAUACAGGGUUCUUUCUUUCGGAUGAUGUACUCUGGAAAAUGUUCAGUUUCUUAUUACCUUGAUAUUAUAUCACUUUUGACUGGAUGAUUACAGUUGAUGAGGAGGAAACUUGUGUCUGGAAAUAAAAAAAAUGGAUAUUUUUGUGUAGCUAUUAAAUAAUGUCCCUUGGGUUUCUGUUAUGUAUCCCUGAAUUCAUUUUCUGUAAGCAGAUAACAUUUCUUGACACAUUAAACUGGAUAACAGGAAAUUGAUGGUAAGCACUAAACUGUAGCUACAUUCUUGAGAAGGAGAGUAGACAAAGUCUUUUAUAAUUUCAUAGAUACAUUUUUCUAAUAUUUAGCAAAUAGAACCAAAAGACAGAACUCUGCACUGCUGGUUGAACCUGUGUAAUGAGCUUGUAGAUGCAUGUAAAGUUUAUGUCCUCAGUUACAGGGUAUAUUCCACAAACACAUUAUUUUUAGGGUAGCAAAGAUGUAAAGAGUUUGAACAGAGAACACUAACCUAGACUUUCAUCUGAUCUGGACGGGUUGGUCAUAAGGCUAUAUAAAUCUUUUACAUUUAUAUCCAAAUAUGAUGUUCAGGGCAAUUCCUGUGAGGUUUUUGAUGAUAUCCUCAUGGCAGAGAUAGAUUAUGCUAAGAGAUUGCUACCAAUGAAGAAUCACCAAAGCUGCUUCAUGGCUGGUGGAUAUUUAAAUAUAGUUUACCCCAGUUUACACCAUUCAGUGAAUUGCUCUACUCAAAACUGGCAACUGUUUUGAAGAGAGAAAACUCAGUCCUUCAUUCCAUUUGAUUCUUCCUGUAUUCUUCAUAAAUUGCUCUUUUGCACUGUUAUCAGAAUACAUAGACAUACUAUUUCAUAUCUUCAUGGCUCCCUCAAUUUCUUUUGGAUAGUACAAGACUUUCAUAUCCGUGGUGAGUGAAAAAUGCUGAUACCUGAAAAGAAAGGGGCUGUUUAAUUUAUUCCUGUGAUAAAUACUGAUGCCAAAAAAAGAAAAGUGUUAUUUAAUCUAUUCCUCUGAUGAUGUAUAAUUAUUAAUAUUCCCAUAGCAUAUUCCUGUUGAUAUCUAACUUUGUUGUACCCAAUUAUUAGUAAGUUGCACAUUUCCAGCAUUGGCUUGUGCAUACAUUCAUCUCAGUUUAACUCUUAGUAUUUAAGUUUCUACAACAUUGCCACAGACCUUAAGCCAUAAA
This is a messenger RNA of Varanus komodoensis (Komodo dragon), 4312 nucleotides long. It is a transcript of the gene ORC5, whose product is annotated as origin recognition complex subunit 5. Gene Ontology annotation, biological process: DNA replication initiation; DNA replication. Gene Ontology annotation, molecular function: DNA replication origin binding. The coding region runs from base 86 to 1288 and encodes 400 amino acids. The record is from RefSeq and is a predicted model, not a curated record. The transcript has 14 exons. Gene Ontology annotation, cellular component: nucleus; nuclear origin of replication recognition complex. Lineage: Eukaryota; Metazoa; Chordata; Lepidosauria; Squamata; Varanidae.